This is a messenger RNA of Talpa occidentalis (Iberian mole), 1754 nucleotides long. It is a transcript of the gene CDRT4, whose product is annotated as CMT1A duplicated region transcript 4. The transcript is spliced from 4 exons. Lineage: Eukaryota; Metazoa; Chordata; Mammalia; Eulipotyphla; Talpidae. The record is from RefSeq and is a predicted model, not a curated record. The coding region runs from base 187 to 750 and encodes 187 amino acids.
UUGAGGUUCCUGGACCACCUGAGGGCAGCAGAGAGAAGAUGGCUGGCAGCAGCAAAGAGAAGACAAAGUGGGAGUUGGAUUAAGGACACAGGGGACUUUUGCAGACGAAGACUAAACAUCCGGCACAACACCAAGAUAUUGAAGGGAGAAUGGGGCAUCAUAGAAACCUCUCAGAAACCUAGGAAAAUGAGCCUCCCCGGGAAAUCUCAAGGGCCUCCGUACACGAGAAGUAAGCACCAGAUCAGAUCAGAACCUGGUGUUUGGAGCUAUGAGGUGAGGAAACCUCUAGAAUUUCAGGAGGAGAUGGAUGCAAAGAAGGUGAAGACAGAAGAUCUCCCAAAACAUCCCCGGCCUUUCAUUGAAAAAUGUAACGUUUGGCCAGCCUACGUCACAUAUAUUGCCCCAGUGGUGAUAAGCCUCAUUGAGAAAAGCAAAGCUAGAGAACUAGAAUUCAUGAAGACCUUGGAGGAAAGUCGAGGUACACUGAGGCCCAACAAGCCUCUCAGCACCACCCAGAUGAAAAGGAGAAAGUUGGUCAAGUUGUCUGACAACUUACUCAAGGACGUGAAGUCGGGGAGCAUGUUAUCAGUGUGGGACAAUGUGUCUCGUGCCUCCACUGUCCAAGAACCCACUAACCAAGACGCCAGAGAUGGCCCCACGGCAAACUACAACAAGAUCAUCUUCUCUCGAAAACCAAUGACAAGGAUACUUCCGUACAGCUCACUUCUGGCCAGCAAGGAGAAACAUUGAAAUGUUUAGCAAGGAGUUUCCGCCGUCAUCCCCCCAAGCUCAUGUAGUAAUUAAGCUCCACUGGCCAAGUAUUUCAUUCAUGUCCUUUAAAUGUGACCCGGCCUCUGCGUGCGCUGAGGUUGCUGAGAUGCACCAGAGGAGAAUGCGGCCGUGGGUGGGCUGCAGGUGCGUCCCUCCCCACUGCAGUCACAGGGGGUCCGGAUGUUCCGGCUCUCUUUCCCAGCAUGGAGGCUUAGGACCUAACUGUAGGUGAAACGGUCUAGUCCAGGCAGGAGACAGAGAUUACACCCAGAGAUAAUAAAGAAGAAUUUUUAACCAGGCAACUGAGAAGACAGGAAGAGAAUGCAAAGGUAUCAAUGGAGGCAGCAGUGGUAGCCAGCAGCAAUCACCAGGCGCCCCCUCCCGAACCCCACCCCCCACCCCCGGCCCCCAUGGCUGGGGGGCAAAGGGAAGGUAUUGGACAUAUUACAAGGUAGAUGUUUGGAGAUGGAGCACAUGGACUGGACCUCAGAUUUCUGAGAUGGGGCACUGGGAUGAUCCUCCAUGGUGCUGGGUCUCUGAACUGAAAACUGGGCUUAGAUGAUUCUGGAAGGAACUGCCACUGCCUGAGAGAACAUGAAGCUUGCCAGGGGAAGCGAACAGGGCUGGGAAGCCAGCAGAAGGUAAAAAGAAAGCAAACCAGAAGCCAACUAGGGGCAGAAUUCCUUCUUCCUCCUCCUGCCUUGAAGGUGCCCUCCAGCGCUCACUAUGCGUAGAGCCCGUCAGGGAGGACCGCAGGAAUGAGGUUUUUGCAGAAUCAGUGCCAGCAUCUCAAAGCAUAGUAUUAAAGGAGGGACUUGAAGAGAACAUGAGCUUAAUAAUAGCAUGAUGGGGUUCUGAAUGAUUCCAUCAUAACACCCAAACUUGGUGUUGAGGUUUUUUCCCCCUUGGAGGGCUUACUAGGAAGUGGCCCUGGGGGCCCUGUGUUCCCUGGAACCUUUGCUUCUCUGUAUUUCUUUAAGGCU